Laccaria bicolor S238N-H82 is the source of this 768-nucleotide messenger RNA. RefSeq lists its product as uncharacterized. Lineage: Eukaryota; Fungi; Basidiomycota; Agaricomycetes; Agaricales; Hydnangiaceae. The transcript has 4 exons. The coding region runs from base 1 to 768 and encodes 255 amino acids. The record is from RefSeq and is a predicted model, not a curated record.
AUGGACUACACCACCGUCUCAAUCAAUUUGUACCCUCCUAAACUUCAUGAAAUCGUCCUUCAAGGUCAAAAAGUUGCAAAUUCUUCGGCGAUGUCUCAAAGUCUGGCGAAUUUGAUAACCAUUGUGCGCAACCGAGUCACAGGAAGCUGCCAAGCUGGACAGAGAUGGCUUACAAGUAGCAUCUUAAUGUAUCUGGCAGAAUACAUGAGCACCGUUGGCGAAUUUGGCGGAAACGUCCAAAUUAUACCUUUCCACCAGUCCGACGUCAGUAACAUGGGUCCCAUCAUUGACUUUGUCAUUUCGAAAGGCUCCACGUAUGAUGGAAGUGUUUUUUACUCACAAGUGAUCCUUAAAGACAGGCUGACCUUAUCGACUUCGACUUCAGACAAUUUGUUUGUAUGGCCGAGAGGCAUCUGCACGAACAAAGAUGAUAUGGCUCAGCACCACUUUUGCGCAAUAUUUCAGUUACCUGAUGCGAACUUGGAUAACUUAGAAGUUGAUCUUCCAUAUGCGUCAAUCAUUGCACCAUUCUGUCGCCGCUCCGUCGGCUUCAAAGACCUCCGGGGGUGUGUAACCAACGGCGAUGAUUGGCGCUUUUUUUUGUUUGUCCAGAAUGAUUCAGAAGAGAAAGGACAUUUUUUGAUCUUAGACGAGACGCUUGAAUUGGGGGAUGACUUAACUGGCCUUCCUUUGCUCAUUGACUGGGUGGAGAACUGCCGAAAUGAGGAGCUACAAUAUUGCCGAUUGUUUCAGUCUCUAAUCAAUUAG